Neopsephotus bourkii (Bourke's parrot) is the source of this 4294-nucleotide messenger RNA. RefSeq names its product reeler domain containing 1 (gene REELD1). NCBI's taxonomy places the organism in Eukaryota, Metazoa, Chordata, Aves, Psittaciformes, Psittacidae. The record is from RefSeq and is a predicted model, not a curated record. The coding region runs from base 1099 to 2895 and encodes 598 amino acids. The transcript has 6 exons. Gene Ontology annotation, molecular function: oxidoreductase activity, acting on metal ions.
CAUCCAGCAAGGGAGGUGUAGGUGUGCCUGAGGAGGAGGCACCCUGCCACUGUGCGGGAACUGAGCUAUUUAACAGGACUGUUUAGCUUGUGGGAGUGUGACUCCCACAGCCACCUUCUGACACAUAACUGGCUGGAGGGGCGUGAUGCUCGGCUGUGGAAGGUUAAACUGCAUCCAUCUGCUCCCUGCUCCAGGCUGUUUUGUGUGCAGUGGUGGUUUGUUAGAGUGAGCUAGCGAGUUUAAGAAGCACUAGAGACGGAGGUGUAAGCUAGACCUCCUCAGCCUCUGUUUUCCUCCAAUUUAUUUAAAUUUACUUCUUGAGUAAGUGUAAUGAGAUCUAAGCCAGGAAAAGCUGCAUGUUGAAAAGAUGUUAGAAAGUGCUACAUUAAAAGCAGGACUACCUGCUUACGAUAUCCAUUACAAUAAACAUGGUGCACUCACCCUUCAGCUUCACUUUCAAAAGUGCAUUCUGAAAAAUCAGAAUAACAACACCCCAACUAAUCUGGAAAUGUGUUUUGUGCCAGCUGGCAAAGCUGAGAGGUACUAAAGACACAGCAUGCCAAAUACUAAACUUGGACCAUGCUGAGAAAAGACACUUGCUUGGAUUAAAAAUUGGAGAAUAAGGAGAAAUCUUGGCAUUAGCCAAAAUGGCUGCCAUUUAUCUCAGGCUUCCAGUGCUGAUUUCAAAGACCUCUCGUCAGCAACAGUGAGCCCUGACCCACAAAUACAAGCUGAAAUGCUGCUGGUGGCAGAGGAUGAGUCCAAUGGUCACAAGCAGCCUGGCACUUCCAAGCUGCAAUGUGUGGGCUGUUAAAAGAUGCCUCAUGCUCCUGCAGGCCGGAGCAAGAGGCAGCCAUAUCCUGUCCCUGCAGCGACAUGGCUCUGUGCCAGUGGGCAGGGAGAACCUCUGUGCUGGGCACCAGCCCCGUAAGCCAUGGGGCCUGCAGCAGCUCUGCAGGUCUAAGGGUAAAUGCUUCCCCCAUUGAUCAGGUUGUACAGGAGCUGGGAAUGGUGGUGGGUGCUGAGCACAGUCAUAUGGAGCCUCCUUCUAAAUGCUACAAGACUUUUUAGAGCAAAUCUUCCCUGGCAGCUCCCUCCAUGGGCAACUUUGCAAGAAGUGCAUCCUCUUGUGGGGCCUUUCCACCCCAGUCUCUGCAAUUUACUUCAACAUGUGAAAUGCUGUGGAUAGCCAAAGUGGCUCCAUGUGCCACAGAGACCACUUAUGCUCUUUGGUUAAAGGCUGUGAGAAGCUCUGGAGCUCACCUGAUUCAAAGGCACCAGAUGGGCUUACAAGGCUGUGGAAGCCACUACUUUGAAGUGAACUUGCUGGUUGUUUUCCACCAUAGGAUGGAGGACAGCAGGAGAGCCCACAUAGCCAUUAUUGGCUGGGCAUGCACAACCUUGUGUUUGGUCUCUUACGUGGCUGCCUUCUCACACGGCGCAAGCCUUUCUGCCUGCACUGACAUGAUGCCCAGGCACCUGAGAGCACAGCUGCACAGCCCAAACAACUACGUUACUGUCCACACCAACAUGUCCUUCUACUCCCCAGGUGACAAGGUUCCAGUGAUAGUGAGGAGCACCAGGGAUUUUAUGGGCUUUUUGCUUCAAGCUCGCCAAGUGUCUAACGAUGAAAUCACUGGCACGUUCAUCCUCAUCCCUCCUGGUUCCAAGCUGCUGACUUGCUUUGAAGAUGGUGACAGUGUCACCCACUCGGACAAGUCACUGAAGAGAAACCUGUCCUUUGUAUGGAAAGCACCAGACCAACCCAUUGGAGACAUCAAGUUUUUCAUCUCUGUAGUCCAGUCAUACUUUGUUUAUUGGGCAAAGAUUGAAUCUGCUGUUGUGGCUCACCGAGGGCAAAACAAAAUGCCUGCUGGCAGCAGCGAGAGGCCCGACCCUGUAACUGCUGUAACUCCUUUGCAGGAACCAGCUGACCCCACAGGUAUGGUGAGCAAAGGUCCCACCUCUCCUGUGGCUGCCACUGGCUUCCUCCUGCACACCACAGUGCCUCCUGCCAGCCCCACCAGCACCACAGCAGUGCUGACACCAGAGCCAGAUUUUGGUGCCCAUCCCAUUGCGGAGCCGAAGCAGCUGGCCCGGCCCUCACGGGCUGUGUCCAGUGGGAAUGGUGGGGCCAGCAGCCAGUGGUUGGAGCCGUCCCUCCCCACCCAAGACCACAGCACCAGAGCUGCCAUACAAGAGCUCCUGCCCCAGGACAAUGCCUCCAGCUACAGCACCCCCAGUGGGGCAGGGAGCACUGCCAGUGCUGCCACCCCACGCUUGUGUUUGAUGUGUAAAGAAGAUGGGCAGGCCAAUACCAAGAGUGGGAACGUCUUGGAAGCCUCCCACAUUGUGACAGCAUCUCCUUCUGCCCCACACCUACACACUCACCUGGGUGAUGCUGCUGUGACAACAGCCUGGUUUGACAAUGCUAAUGCUGCCAGCAAUUUGUCAUCAGCUUCAAGGCAAAUGGCAGAAAGAAAACUGGCACCACAGCCAGAGGAGGCAGGCGCCAGGGGCAACGAGGAGGAGGAGGAAGUGGGAGGGAAUACCCUGCCAUGGGUGACCAGACCAGCUCCCGAGUUCGCUGUUCCUGGGAACGGGGAAGACCCUGGCAGAGGGACCCGGCUCCUUGCAGCCCAGCUCGGCAUCCUCCUGGUCUGCACUGCCGCCCUGGGUCUGGCACUGGCAGCUGCCGUGCGCUGUGUCUGUGCCCAGCACUGCCACAAGCGGACGGAGGUCUCCUUCAGUGAGCCAGACCCCGGUGUCAUCACGGUCAGCGAAAACGGGGAGGUGAUGCACUUCCGAAAGAUCAGGGAGAACAGCUUCGUGCUGGUGCAAGCGGAAUAUAACUGGGUCAGCCCCUCGAGCAGCGGGAAGAAGACAAUCAUCUGAACGUCUGCAACUCCAAAAGCUGCUCCUUAGAGGCCGGUGUAGGUGAAAAUAGCCUGGCCUAUACAGCACAGGUUAUAGGAAGCAGUGGUUUAGUUCCUGUAUGUGCUGCCAUAGAGGUAGACAAAAUCGAAGUAGCCAGCUCAGACAGACGUGUUAGUUGAAAAUAUCUAAGCUACAGCUGCUAAGAAAAUAGAAGUUGAUAGAUAGUUCAGUGUGUUACACUUACUGCAAUUAAUAUUGUAUAUCUGCUCAUUAGCUGUCACUGCAGCCAUGACAUACACUUCCUCUGUUGCCUUAAGGGUGUAGCCAAAAAUAGAAAUUCUUUCUCCACAUUGUAGUACUGUCUCCUCUUUAAUCUCAGCAAAAGUUUCUGGUGUUACAUUUCUUUCUAGGAACUAGAAACCCCUGAUACAAACCCAACCAUUCUCACUGAGGAGCUGACGAGUUUGAUUCUGUGCACUUGGUAUCCCUCAGAUGACAAAAUAUUUGCCAGAAGAUUUUAAGUUUCAAUUUGAAAAUAAAAAGCAGUAACUCAUUAGCGGAGAACAUUGAUUCAAAAAACACUGAAUUGAUCUGUGGAAGUGAAACACAGAGUGGUGAACACCAGCUUUUGGGGGAGAAACAUGCUUCCUCAUCAGGUGCAAAUGGAAGAGAACCUUUCCUGUCCAUUUGCACCUGAUGAGGAAGCUUGUUGAAGCCUGACAGCUGGCAUUUACUUAGUCUUUUUCUUCGAGUCAGCUCAGUAACACUGUGCAGAAAUAUGCACUGAGAAGUACCCUUGCCAGGUCACUUUGGAGAACCCCAGCAAAGGCUGCACGGAAAGUUAACAGCAUCCUUGUGCUCUGAGUUUGUGCAAACUUCUCUCCAACCAUGUCUUUUCCUUCAGGAGGCCACUAAACAGCCCUUGGAAAACAUUAAGAUACUUGACACUUUAAGGAGAGGUAACAACAACAAGGGUAAAAGUUUGACUGCAGCUUUGAAAGAGACAGAAAUGGUCCUGAUAGUGAUCCUCUUGAGAUGUAUAUUUUAGAGCCCUGCAGAGUGCUGGAAUCACUCCUGGAGUUCUUUUCAGGGCCAGGGAGGGGAGCUCAGAUGGUCACCAUGCUAUGUAAUGACUUAAACUUUGGUGCUGCAGCUUAUUUUGCAGCCUGAAGCAAUCCCCCGUGAGCUAAGCAGAUAAUGAUGGGACCCUGAUGGCUCACACAUCCUUCCUCGUGACAACUUCCCUCUCUGUCAGGAGGGCCCUGUGGCCAUGUAAAACUGUCUAUCUUCAUGCUGGAUAGUCAGUCAAAGCUCUGCUCUCACACCCUCCCUUACCUUGCCGUUGGCUCCAGAGGAGACAGGAGGGACAUAGAUGAGUUCUUCUAUUGAAACCCCUUCAGUGGGAUGAAUGUAGUGC